CUAGGACUGUAUAUAUAUAUGAUAGCUGGGAAGAUGUAGUCAUCAGUGUUAACAGUACCUGCCAGCAUGAAGUUUGUGGUUCUUGCCCUCUUGGCCGUCGUGGCCACCGCCGCCCCCCAGUACGGAGCUCCUCCUCGCUACAGUUCAUCAAGCAAGGAGAUCCCCAUCUUGAGAGAUGAGCGGAUCCACGAGGAGGACGGCAGAUACAGCGUCGACGUGGAGACUGGCAACGGCAUCAUCCUGUCUCAGUCUGGCUCUCCCAGUGGCCCUGAGGGAGCUGUGGUCAAGGCUGGACAAUACUCCUACACUGCUCCUGACGGCACUCCCGUCGUUGUGAAGUUCGUCGCCGACGAGAACGGCUACCAACCUGAAUCUAACCUGCUGCCAGUGGCUCCCGAGUUCCCCCACCCAAUCCCUCAGUUCGUGCUGGACCAGAUCGCCUUCGCUGCUACAGAGGAACCUCGCCGCUACAGCUACGAUGAUUAAAGUAAAAGUUUAACUGACGAUGGAAAGUUUGCUGAGGAAGACGCUGCCUGCGCUCCUGGCAAGUUGGCCGCACCCUCUGGUGCACACGGCGGUCCUCAGUGAAAAUUUCGUCAACCGAGAAAAAGUUUAUGACUUACACUAUUUCAGUGACCUUACCCAAGAAAUUUUGUGUUAAGUCGAAAACAGUUGUAUCCAUUAAGUGGAGAUAUACAAAUAUUUUGUAUUUAUUAUUUUGUAUUUGUGAAUGUAAAUACAUACACAUAUAUAUAUACAUAUAUUAAUAUACGUAAUGCAGUAAACUUCGUAUUUUCAUUACCAUCUGCCAUGUAAACCUCAUCAUCCCUGGAGACUAAUAUAUAAAGCAACGAUG
This is a messenger RNA of Homarus americanus (American lobster), 856 nucleotides long. RefSeq names its product cuticle protein AMP1A-like. Lineage: Eukaryota; Metazoa; Arthropoda; Malacostraca; Decapoda; Nephropidae. Gene Ontology annotation, molecular function: structural constituent of chitin-based larval cuticle. The record is from RefSeq and is a predicted model, not a curated record. The transcript has 4 exons. Gene Ontology annotation, cellular component: chitin-based extracellular matrix. The coding region runs from base 67 to 486 and encodes 139 amino acids.